Colletotrichum siamense is the source of this 288-nucleotide messenger RNA. RefSeq lists its product as uncharacterized. Gene Ontology annotation, cellular component: mitochondrion. Lineage: Eukaryota; Fungi; Ascomycota; Sordariomycetes; Glomerellales; Glomerellaceae. Gene Ontology annotation, biological process: mitochondrial respiratory chain complex I assembly; electron transport chain. The record is from RefSeq and is a predicted model, not a curated record. The transcript is spliced from 3 exons. The coding region runs from base 1 to 288 and encodes 95 amino acids.
AUGCAGCCAUCGAGGAUACUCAGGGCCGCCCACGGCCCGAAGCCCAAUGUCACCGGCUUCGACAUGAGAGCCUUCAAGGAGGCCGCCGGACAGCCCAGAUACGACCCUUGGGAGAGAGCAGAGUCGUGGAGAUACAAGGGCCCCUUCACGAGGUUCAACCGAUUCAAGGGAUCCUUCCCCGGCCUGGGCAUUGCGACCGUCGCUUUCGCCGGCUACUGCGCGUACGAGUACUUCUUCCUGGCCGACGACCACCACCACGGCGACAGCCACGGCAACGACCACCACUAG